Molecule: messenger RNA, 4671 nt
Organism: Zophobas morio
Lineage: Eukaryota; Metazoa; Arthropoda; Insecta; Coleoptera; Tenebrionidae
Product: endoplasmic reticulum aminopeptidase 1-like
Exons: 12
Coding region: 1562-4483 (973 amino acids)
Biological process (GO): proteolysis; peptide catabolic process
Cellular component (GO): cytoplasm
Molecular function (GO): peptide binding; metalloaminopeptidase activity; zinc ion binding
Source: RefSeq, a predicted model, not a curated record
UGGAUCUCUCGCGUGAAAAUUAUGAGGGGACGGUCGGCUUUACCUACUGAUGGGGAGUUAAAUAAGUAUAGGGGAUGCAAUAGGUUACGUUACGUUUGUAAUCGAAAAUCAAUACUGCAUCGGCCACAUGUAUUUUAAGAGCAGUUGAGGUCAAGCUCGUCGCUUUGAAAGUCGAUUGGGGCAGGAAUGGGAAGUAGGUAUACUACGUAUAACAACGAAUGAAUGCUGGCGUCGCAAGCGUCGCGUUCAGUUGAGUUGGCGGCAUCCGAUGUGCAUUCAGCGUUUCCCCGCCAAGAGACGGUGCGUCGAAAGCCGAAAGAAUGACAAACAAGAGAUUUAGGUGUUCUGUGUUGCGAUAGUGUAAGUUCCUGAGCGUCGAUUGCUAUCAACAGGUACAAUACCUAGUGAGUUGAUAGCAUGUGUAUGUCGAUCAGUUCCCAAGUUUCGAUUUUACCGUUGGAUAAGUAGAAUAGGAUUUACAAUAGUUAGUAGAUGGUUGCCUCGUUACUUAUGGCAAAAGGUCGCCUCUUUCUGCAUAGUUAUAGCGGUUGAGUUGUUGCUAUGUAGAAUGUUCCAUGAUUGAGCGCUCCGAUAACACCAUGCCCCAAGGUUCUCCUUCACCAGCGGACGUGAUCCGGCUGGAACCGAUGGGAAGGUUCAAGCAAACCCAAAACGGCAAUGUAAGGCUCCAAGGUGGGUUCCGAUUCCAGUUCUUUCGGCCGCUCCACAACCGCCUCGCAACCCAAAUUUCGAACUGACCUCCACUCUUCAUCCCGCUUGACAUGACAUGUCUCAUAGAAUAGUCUGUAACGUCAAAUGUCUAGCUAGACUCUAUAGAGCACAGAGUUUUUAGUGUUGUAAGUUUUGUUGGUCUACUACUCGGUGCCAGUCAGUUUCACUGCACGACACUAUUCUUACUCUCUCUCUAUGAGAAUUUAUCGAUUGCAUGCCUGAUAUACAAUGUAGUAGUUUGGAUUUGGAAAUCAAAGGCACGUCGAAUCCAGCACGUGGUUGCAUGCGCGAAAUGCUACCGUCGAGGCAUUUUGCCAAAACAUCAAAACAUUGCCGCCCUUCGUGCCGGCACAUGCGUGUAGCUCCUGUAAAAACGACGCAGGUUUCCGGGUUCCGGAGGGUCUGGUGCGGUGCUAAAGUACAGCUUCGUAACGCGUCUCUCUCAUGUCGUUCUUAUAAUUACAUCAGUUUACAAAAACCAACUAUAUCACGUAAAGUACAACAAUAAGCAUCAAAACGCCGUAAACUUAGUCAAGUAAAUCGAUAUACAAACAAGUCUAAAAUCAAACCCAUGAUAUCAACACGAGUUAUGUCGCAUUAUACUUUCUGACCAAAACGAGGUGUUCAACAUAAAUAUAAUGUAGUAAUAAUUGUCUUUCUUCCUCAAGUGCUUAGUUAUUUGAGUCCAAAUCUUAAUCCAUCCAUCAAAGUAGUGUAAUAGUUAAGAGUUACUGUGGAGGGUAGGAAUCGAGAGCCCCUGGUUAAGGUUUCAGUUGUUACUGGAGACCACAGCAUCGAGGCAGUUGUCUGGAGACGCGGAGAGAGAGUGAUGAGCGAACAGGAUGUUGACGAUGUUGCGUUUCUUACAGGAACAGAAAGUCCUGCUGGUGCAACUAAGAAAAGUUUAUACGAAAAUAAUGGAGUGGCUGCGUGCUCCCAUAACAGAGCUCUUUGUAUCGCAACAGUCGUCUUCGCGUUACUCUUCACUAUUGCCGUCAUUAUCGCAUUCACAGGGCCACAAAGUGACUGCACUUGUGCCGGCGAAAAACCUCCAAAUUUCGUCGACGAGCACUGGAACGUGACCAAGGCUUUCAUUCCUCGUGCGACUAAUGGCCAGAUCUUCCCCUGGAACAACAUCCGUCUUCCUACUUUCGUAAGACCCACGCGUUACAACAUCACGAUUCAUCCGAAUCUCACCACACUCGAAGUCAAAGGUCAAGUUUCCAUUGAAUUCCACGUAGAAAAAGACACUCAUUUUAUAGUAUUGCAUAGUAAGAAUUUAAGCAUAACUGAUAAGAUGGUCCAAGAUAGAAAAGGCCAUCAUAUGAGAAUCACGAAAAUGUUGGAAUAUACAGGAGCCCAACAGCUCUAUAUCGAAAUGAAAGAAAAGUUUCGGAAGAAACACAACUAUACGCUAAUGAUUAGGUUUACUUCUAAGUUAGGUAGAGAAUUUGAAGGGUUUUAUAUAUCUAGUUAUAUCAACAGAGAUGGAGAAAAAAGAUAUUUGGCUACAACACAUUUCGAACCAACUUAUGCUCGAGCUGCCUUCCCAUGUUUUGAUGAGCCAAAUUUUAAAGCGAAAUUCAAAAUGUCUAUUUUUAGAGAUAGAUUUCAUAUAGCUCUAUUUAAUAUGCCUGUUAUAAAUACAGAAGACGUCGGUUUCUACAUGGGAACCGGACUUCUUAGAGACGAUUUCCAAGAAUCUGUCGAAAUGAGUACUUACUUGGUCGCCUUUAUUAUAUGUGAUUACACUCACCUCAGCCGACAAACCCAAAGAGGUGUUUCCGUAUCUGUCUAUACACCCUCUCCUUACAUUUCCCAGGCAUCUUUUGCCUUGAACACUACGACCCACAUACUGGAGUACUUUGAAGACUUUUUCGGAGUUUCAUAUCCGUUGCCAAAACAAGAUUUGGCGGCAAUCCCAGAUUUUGCAACGGGAGCCAUGGAAAAUUGGGGAUUGAUCACCUACAGAGAAACUGCCAUUUUAUAUGACCCCAUCGAGACUUCCACAACGGCACAUCAGUACGUGGCCAUAGUGAUCGCCCAUGAACUGGCCCAUCAAUGGUUCGGUAACCUAGUUACCAUGAAAUGGUGGAACGAUUUGUGGCUAAACGAAGGGUUUGCCAGUUAUUUGGAAUACUUAGGUGUUGACAAUUUGUUCCCCGAAUGGAAAAUGAUGGAACAGUUUAUCUUAGAUAAAACUCAGCCUGCUCUUGCCUUAGACGCCCUUUCUAGUAGUCAUCCCAUUUCUGUAGCUGUUCACGACCCCGCGGAGAUCGAAGCUAUUUUUGAUACCAUCUCUUAUAGCAAAGGUGCCGCAAUUUUAUACAUGUUGAGCAAAUUUCUUCAACAAGAAACUUUACAAAAUGGCCUUAAUGAUUAUCUAAACACCUACAAAUACAGUAACGCUGACACUAAGGAUCUUUGGAACGUUUUUAGUAGAAAUACGAAUCAGUCGUUGGAAGUUAAGGUGAUUAUGGAUACGUGGACCCAACAAAUGGGUUUUCCGUUAAUUACUAUCACCAGAGAAGAGAACGAAGUUAUCGUGACGCAAGAACGAUUUUUGUUGACCGUGGAGAGUAUGAACAGUUCCAUAAGAAGUUUUCCCAAAUCCAAAUACGACUACAAAUGGUACGUUCCUUUAAGCUAUUUCACCAGUAACGACACGCAGACUGUCUAUAACGUAUGGAUGAACAUGACAGAUGUUCGGUUUGAGCUCGAUCCCAAUAUAACCUGGAUAAAAGCAAAUGUAAACCAGUCUGGGUUUUAUCGGGUGAUGUAUGAUGAAGCUAUGUGGAGAUCGCUGGUCAACGUUUUGCGGAACAACCACACGGUGUUUAAUCCCGCUGACAGAGCUAAUUUGAUUGAUGAUGCGUUUACCUUGUGUCGAGCUGGACUUCUGAACGCUAGCAUCCCUCUCGAAUUAUCCCUAUAUCUUUCCAAAGAACGCGAUUACGUUCCUUGGGCUACGGCCAUCGAACACUUCCAAUCCUGGAGUCGCAGACUAUCCGAAUCUCUAGCAUACAAACUAUUUUUGAAAUACAUGAGGAAGUUAUUGACUCCGGUAGCCAAAUACGUCGGUUGGGGCAAUCAAGGUUCGCAUCUAGAUAAAUUAAUGCGUACGGAAAUACUAUCAACGGCUAUUCUGUGCGAACUGAACGAAACGGUCACACAGGCCAAGCAGGAAUUCCAAAAAUGGAUGACUAGCAAUGAAUCGAUCAAUCCCGACUUGAAAGAAGUCGUGUAUUCCGCUGGGAUCAAAUAUGGCGGAAUGACAGAAUGGCAACACUGUUGGAACUUGUACAAUUCCACCACAAUCCCUAGCGAGAGGAAGUUGCUCUUGAAGGCGUUAGGGGUCGCGUCGGACCCUUGGCUCCUUCAAAGAUAUCUCCUGGAAACUUUGGAUCGCAACAUGGUUAAGCCUCAGGAUGUCAAAAUUGUGUUAGCCGUCGUAGCGGCGAAUCCUGAGGGAAGGUUGUUGGCCUGGAGGCAUCUCAAAGCUUACUGGCCAACAAUGCAUUCCUUAUUCGGAAAUGCUACCUUCAUGAUGGGUAGUCUCAUAUCAGCUGUCACUGCUCACUUAUCCACGCCCUACGAUUACUAUGAGGUGUCGACUUAUUUUAAUGGAAUGAACGUGGGUUCAGCGGCGAGAGCGCUGGAACAGAGCCUGGAGACCAUUAAGCUCAAUAUAAACUGGGUGUCGCAGAACGAGGCAGAUAUAUACACUUGGUUGCGUAAUUACGUUAAGUAGAAGCUUGUAGGGUUUAAUUGUGAUGUCUUCAUUAUUUUGAUAUUAUCGUCUUAUGUGAUCUAUUUUUAUGUCUAUUUUUUAUAUGUAUAUAUUAAGCGUGCUAUUUUCUGUAAAAAAAAUGUUUCGUCAAUGUUGAUAUUAAUGUGAAUUGAGAUAUUAUUUUUAUAUAUUAGAUACCUCUAAAAUAU